AUGGCACCUCCCGCUUCUCCUCGCCAUACACGCCCUAAAAAUGCAACUCAGCACCCUGGACUUGUGCUUCUUGAAGGUCAAAAGAAGCAAUGUACCAAAGCCCAGAUCACACAGGACAAGGAGUGUGCCCUGGAAGCACAGGCUAUCAAGGAAGCUGCUGUGCAGUGUGGAGUUAAUUGGCUUGCAGGCAUCGAGGCUGCCAUGGAGGUGCAGCAGGCGACUGAGGCAGCCAACAGAGCAAAACCAGUAAAACCCUGGGCUAGACCAGUGAAGAAGAAGGAGAGUGUGAAGGAGAGUAUGCAAGGGGUAACUAGUGAGCUCACCUCAGAGAAUCAUCCAGUGCAAGCUGUAGUUCAAGACGCAGGUGGUCACCGCACAGCUAAUAGCACGGGUGUGGGUGCAGGCAAUGGCAAGGCGAUUGUAAACAAGGAGUUUGAGAAUGAGGGCAGAAAGAUGAAGAAGAAAAAGAAGGCCAACCCUACCAUAUCGCAUGAAGUGGUAAGCGCUGCAACGAGGCAGAUCCAACAAGUUCGAGUACCUGAUAGCGACAAGAAAGGAAAUGUUAACCCAUCAGUAAUUUGUCUUCUCACCAUCAUGCUAUUGAUGCUCACAGAGUCUACGCUUCGCUUUAUGAACCUUACUUGGGGGCUCAGAAAUAAGAAAUAUGGCCUUUUGGGCAAGGUCCAUAACUGGCGUGCUCACCUUGAACCUGAAUUGAAGGGAGCUGCGAAACCUUCCCCUGUUCCCAGUGUUCCCACUGAAACUGUUUCCGCCAACUCUCUGGGCAUUUCAUCAGCAAGAACAGGCCAAACAGUUGCAACCACAGUCUCACUCGCAAAAGAUCCACCUCCUUCCUUGACAGACUCAUCCAGGACUUCACACAUUCCUGCAUCAGACAAAGAUGAAGACAUCAACAUUGACAUUGAUGUUGAUGCCGAUGAUGAUGAAGAUGAUGAAGAAUUUGAAGAGCACUUGUCGUCUCUCAUUGCUAAUGGAAAAGGAAGGGGGGGGUGCAGUUCCACAAAGAGGCCAAUCAAAGCAGUCGACUUGAUCAGUUCAUCCAAAGAGGAUCUAGAUGCUGCUGAUGACUCCAUGAUACUCGACACUUCUGAGUUCAUGACUCCCGAAGUUGAGCCCAUUCCUACUGAGCUAGCAUGGAUCACUUCAAAGACUAGUGUAAUAGUCUGCGAGAACCCGAACCCACCCAAGAAAGCUAAGUUAGAACCAGUGUCCCAGAUUACAAGCAUUCUGGCGUCACCUGAGCCCAAUUUGAUGUCCACUGACUUGAUGAUGAAGCCGAAAAGUGGAAACCAAUGGCGAAACACCAAUCUUCCCCAAAUUAUGUUGAGGAUGGCAUGUGGCAAAGGUGCUCAACCUAAUUUUUGGUCCAUCGACACCAACAAACUACUUCCAGCGCUCCAGGCUAUUUUUGAUGUUGCUUAUCCAGGAAUGAAUCAUAAUGUCCAACCAAAAGGCCCUAUCAUUGGUUUGUGCAUUUGCUCCUGGCGCAGUAAUUUUGGAUCAACAGCCAUGGCCCUCAUUGCAAACUUUCUAGCUACUUCUAAAGAUGACAAGAAUGAAGAUGAAGACAACAAUAUCGACUUUGAACAAACACUGGCAGCAAAUCUUCUCGACGAGUGGGCCUUCCUCUACAACAAUCCAGAUGUUUGUGACCCAGACCAGAUUUACUGGUCUGAAUUUAUGUUGGAAAUGAUUGAAAGCGCACAUAUGAAUGCAAUCGCUGGAUUCCUUGAUGUACCCGCACUCAACACGGAUGAUCUGCAAUUGAAGGAACGAGUCGCAUCAACUGAACAUCUCAGAUCUUUCCUAGAGUCUGAGAUCUCCCUCUUCAUCACAGCUGCUCGCAUAAUCUCUUUAGUGAUUGCCGCAUGCACUGCCUCACUAGAACACGCUCUCAACUUUGUCGCAAAGCCAAAAGCUUCUGGUAAUGACCAAAGCAUUGGCACUAGCAGUGCAAAGGGCAGUACUACCAAGGGUCACAGAAUACUACCCCUCAAGUGCAACAAAUCCAGUGGCAAAGACAGCACUGCUGCAUUGGCAUUUUCAGAGGCAAAUUGUGGAUUGGCGACAGCUGAAUACUACCAAUCACUCAAGAGGUGGGGGACAAACUAUAUGAUGGACACAAUUUCAUUGGUGUGCCAACACCAGGAAGCGAUCCAAAAGCUCAAGAAUGCUCCUGCUGAGGCAGACCCUUCAGUCGUUUUCCAUGUAGAACCCUGGCCCUGGAUGUGCCAAAAGGCCGUAGAAUCAUGGCCAGCCAGUCACUGGCCGGAUAUUACUAUGAAAAAAGUAGCUAGCCUUAUGGCUACAGGAUGUAGAAUCCAGCCGGCUGGAAAUCAGGGCUGGCCAGUCAUUGGUUUCAGAAUUGCAUAUCAGCCAGCUUAA
Suillus paluster is the source of this 2406-nucleotide messenger RNA. RefSeq lists its product as uncharacterized. The transcript is spliced from 10 exons. The record is from RefSeq and is a predicted model, not a curated record. NCBI's taxonomy places the organism in Eukaryota, Fungi, Basidiomycota, Agaricomycetes, Boletales, Suillaceae. Bases 1 to 2406 code for a protein of 801 amino acids.